This is a messenger RNA of Fusarium proliferatum ET1, 399 nucleotides long. RefSeq lists its product as uncharacterized. Lineage: Eukaryota; Fungi; Ascomycota; Sordariomycetes; Hypocreales; Nectriaceae. The transcript has a single exon. The coding region runs from base 1 to 399 and encodes 132 amino acids. The record is from RefSeq and is a predicted model, not a curated record.
AUGUGCAUUAUUGUGAAGCUCUGGUUGCUCGUCGCAUACCGAGUUGAACGGCUCACUAGACGAUUCAUAUACAAUCAACCCACCAAGUGUCCUCCUAGAGGCGCAAUUAUCGUGCAUGGAUCUCGUCUGGAUCGACAUGGCACCUUCAGCACCUGGGUUGACCUGUUAACGUGCUUGGCGUUCCGCAGCUUACGGACUCUAGCAGCUUCCUUACGUCUUUUCACCCAGACAUCUCAAGAAGCACCCGUGCCUCACAAUGAUGACCAGGUGGACGUAAUGACUGGUGAAUCACUUUCAGCUCAAGACUCUUGUGACUCUGUAAAGAUAUACUCACGAACAACUCUACGUCUUGCAUACACUGCCUCUGCUUUGGACCUGAUUCAUCGCCAAGAGGUGUAG